Beta vulgaris subsp. vulgaris (sugar beet) is the source of this 1197-nucleotide messenger RNA. Its product is annotated as zerumbone synthase. Gene Ontology annotation, cellular component: cytosol. Gene Ontology annotation, molecular function: xanthoxin dehydrogenase (NAD+) activity. Bases 127 to 978 code for a protein of 283 amino acids. The record is from RefSeq and is a predicted model, not a curated record. The transcript is spliced from 2 exons. Gene Ontology annotation, biological process: abscisic acid biosynthetic process. Lineage: Eukaryota; Viridiplantae; Streptophyta; Magnoliopsida; Caryophyllales; Amaranthaceae.
UUUAGCAAGAUAAUAAACGUGGAAAAUCUGAAAAGCAGUCUCAGAGUCUCAGUACAAAUGUACAAUGAGUACAUGAGUAGAAGAGGAAGAGAUUGAGAGAGGAGAGUGAAAGAGAGCGGAAAACUAAUGGCAGCAAUUAGCAGUUGUAAUACUAACAAUCCUCUACCUUCAACCCAAAGGUUACUAGGGAAAGUGGCACUCGUAACCGGAGGAGCCAAUGGGAUAGGAGAAAGUAUCGUACGUUCAUUCCACAAGCAUGGUGCAAAAGUAUGUCUAGUAGAUAUAAGUGACGAAGCUGGCCAACGCGUUUGUCAUUCCCUUGGUGAAGACGCGAACAUAUGUUAUUUACAUUGUGACGUUACCAAGGAGGAUGAUGUUAAACGAGCUGUUGACUUCACAGUAGGCAAAUUUGGCACUCUUGAUAUUAUAGUGAACAAUGCAGGGGUUGCAGAUUCUGUUUUAGACAUCCUUAAUGUAGACUGCUCUGAUUUGGAGAAGGUAUUGAAUGUCAAUGUGAAAGGUGUAUUCUUUGGGAUGAAGCAUGCUGCUAGAAUAAUGAUCCCAUUAAAGAAAGGCUCCAUAAUUUCUCUCUGUAGUGCUGCUGUUGUCGUAGCUGGUGCAAGUUCUCAUGCAUAUACAGCAUCCAAACACGCGGUGUUAGGCUUAACAAAAACUGUGGCAGCCGAAUUAGGACAACAUGGGAUACGAGUUAACUGUGUUUCCCCCUAUGCAGUUCCAACCAACUUGACCUUGUGUAAAUUUCUGGCAGAAAAAGAGAGGACCAAUGAUGCAAUUGCUAAUUUCCAGGCUUUUCUUCGAAGGGAAGCCAAUCUGCAAGGGGUGGAGUUGACAGCUGAAGAUGUGGCAAAUGCAGUGGUUUUCUUGGCAAGUGAUGAGGCAAGGUAUAUAAGUGCAGAAAAUCUUGUCAUUGAUGGAGGUUUUGGAUCUGUUAAACACUCUUUAAGAACCUUCAAAUGAUUUUAUGCUGUCUAUUAUUUAUGUAUUCCUCCAUUUUAUUAUCGGUGUUGUUUUCUAUAUAUAUAUUCCUCCCUUCAUAUGUAAUUGUAAUGUUUGCACUUCUAUUGUAUUUACACACUGGUCACACUCCCUUUGACUAUUUAUUAUGAUUUUUACGUAAGGAUAAACAUAGUCAUGUAGGAUCUUAUUAGAUUCAUCUCGUAAUAUACUUUCAUACUA